Molecule: messenger RNA, 6585 nt
Organism: Gadus chalcogrammus (walleye pollock)
Lineage: Eukaryota; Metazoa; Chordata; Actinopteri; Gadiformes; Gadidae
Gene: ntn5
Product: netrin 5
Exons: 8
Coding region: 340-3057 (905 amino acids)
Molecular function (GO): protein binding
Source: RefSeq, a predicted model, not a curated record
GUGUGUGUGUGUGUGUGUUGUAGGCCUCAUAUGUCUACGUCAGGGAUGGGACGCCUCCUAUCGUACGCGGAUCCCAGCGCUCAGCCCCGCUGCUGCCGCUGUCCCACUCCGUGACUCCCGCACACUCGCAGCCGCCGUUCCACUUCGGGACUACCGCACACACUUGUUGCUGCUGUCCUGCUCCGGGACUUCAGCACACACACUUGCUGCCGUCCCACUCGGGGAAUCUCGCCCACACUCGCUGCUGCUGUCCUGCGGCGGUCGCUUUAUUGCCUGAGACAAGCGCAUGACCGCAAUUGAGCAGAGAGGGAUUACUUUUGGUUCACAUGGCCCGAUGACAUGAUGUCACUUCCCCUUCCCCCCUCCCGCCUGGUCUCCUCGGUCCUCCCUCUGCUCCUCCUCUUCCUCCCGCCGUCCUUCCUCUCGCCCGCCCUCUCCCACGCGCCGCUGAGCUGGACCUCGCCGCAGGACCCCUGCUACCACCAUGACGGGCGUCCGCGCCACUGCCUGUCCGAGUUCAUCAACGCCGCGUACGGCGUCCCCGUCACCGCCGGCAACUCCCUGCGCCGCCCGGAGCCCGGGGCCGGCGUCACCAGCGCCCUGACGGACCUCCACAACCCCCACAACCUCAGCUGCUGGAGGUCCCAGGCCGGCGGGGGCGGGGACUGGGUCAUCACCCUCCCCCUGGGCCGGCGCUUCGAGGUCACCUACGUCAGCCUGCAGUUCUGCCACCAGGGGGCGCCCCCGGAGCCCUUCUCCAUCUCGGUGCUGAAGUCCAUGGACCACGGGCGGACGUGGCGGCCCAUGCAGCACUACUCCAGCGACUGUCCCGGGACCUUCGGCCUGCCGGCCCGCACCGUGGCCCAGACGCGGCACCGCGAGACGGAGCCCCUGUGCUCGGACCCCCGGCCCCUGCCCAAGCACCGGGGGGGCACGGUGCUGGCCUUCUCCACCCUGGACGGGCGGCCGUCCUCCGUGGACUUUGACCACAGCCCCACCCUCCAGGACUGGGUGACGGCCACCGACGUCCGGGUGGUGUUCCACCAGGCGUCCAGCGCGGGACGCCCCGUCAGGCCCGGGGGGAGGGGAGGGACGGGGGAGGGGGCCGGUCCGGGGGUGGGGGAUGGAGAGGACGAGGAGGAGGAGAGUGGGGGGCCUGGCUGGAGGGCAGGCUCCCAGGGAGCCGCCGGAGAUCAGGUGGACCAGGGGCCGGCGUCGGACAACGGACUGACGUAUCUGGAGAGGGAGCUGCAGAACACCGGGACGGGGGCCCGGAGGGACAAGGGGGAGAAGCCCCCCAGGAAGGGGCACCGCAAGGGCCUGGGGGGCCCGGGGGGGGAGGAGCUCAACGUCACGGGCGAGGGGGGCGGGGACGUUUUCGGCCGGGACGAGGCCCCGCCCCCGAAGACGAGGGCGGGGAAGGGCCGGAAACGGGGCCGCAAGAAGGACCAACCGCAGUGGCCCCCGUGUCCGGGCGCGGGGUGUCGCUGGAGGGUGGAGCAGGGCCAGAGCGGCCGAGACCACCAGGGGGGGGGGCGGGAGCUGAGGCGGCGGAGGAACCAUCAUCACGCGGGGAGGGGCUUCGGGAACAUGCAGCUGGCCCCUCCCCCGCCACGGGUCUCGGCCCCGCCCCCGGCGCCCCCUCUGGCGCUCUCCGACCUGCAGGUGGGAGGCCGGUGCAAGUGCAACGGCCACGCCUCCAAGUGUCGCCGCGACGACCACGGGCGGGCGGUGUGCGUGUGCGAGCAUCACACGGCGGGGCCGGACUGCGACGUGUGCGAGGACUUUUAUUUUGAUAGGCCCUGGCACCGGGCCACGCCCACGCAGCCCAACCCCUGCGUCGCGUGUGAGUGCAACGGCCACUCCUCCAAGUGUCGCUUCAGCAUGGAGGUGUUCCAGCAGUCUGGGCGCCGCAGCGGGGGGGUGUGCCAGAAGUGCCGUCACCACACAGCCGGGCGCCACUGCCAGUACUGCCAGGGGGGCUACGCCCGCGACCCCGCCCAGCCCCCCACCCACCGCAAGGCCUGCCGACCCUGUCAGUGCCACCCACUGGGCGCGGUCGGCGGCUUGUGCAACCAGACCUCGGGUCAGUGUCUGUGUCGGGACGGCGUGACCGGCCUCCGGUGCAACCGCUGCGCCCCGGGGUUCAAGCAGGGCCGGUCCCCACUAAGACCCUGCAUACGAAUUCAAGAGGUCGCCCCUACCCCGGUGUUCCAGCCGCAGUACAGCAUAGCGGAGGAGUGUGUUUCUUACUGCCAACCGGCUCAGCUUGAAGUGAGGAUGAACUUGGACACCUACUGUCUCAAGGAUUACGUGCUGAAGAUCCAGGUGAAGGCCAUGGAGCGCUCGGGCCCCUGGUGGCAGUUCUCCAUCGCCGUGCAGACCGUGUUCCGCACGGGGUCCACGCCCCGCGUCCGCAGGGGCCCCCGGGCGCUGUGGGUCCCCGACCGCGACCUGGGCUGCGGCUGCCCCGCCCUCCACGUGGGCCGCACCUUCCUGCUCAUCGGCUCCGAGGAGGGGGGCCGCGACUGGGCCCCCGGGGAGAGCCGCCUAGUGGCCGACCGCUCCACCACCGCCCUCCAGUGGCGGGACCACUGGAGCCCCAAGCUCAGGGGCUUCCGGGGGCAGGACAAGAGGGGCCGUUGCCCCCCGAAAGCCCCCCCCCACCACCGCCACCACCACCACCAACGGCCACACCGCCGCCCCGUUGAGCCGCAGAGGGGCUACAUCCCGCCGCAUCUAGUGACGGGGGGCGACGGCGGCGGAACACACGGACCACACGCGCGCUCGGAGGAACCGGCCCCCGAGAGCGUGGAGAGCGCAGAGAACGUGGGGGGGACGGGCGCGAGCGCUAACGUCCGCGACGACACGCCGACCUCGCCGACACCCGAGAGCCCUGAGCUGUGGACGUUCGCUGUUUCGGCCCCCGCUAAUCCGUCCCCCGCUGAUUCGGCCCCCACGAAUCCUGUCCUCCUCACAAAUCCGGUCCCCACAACUGGGGUCCCUACAAGUUGGGUACCCACUUUGCUGUGUUCCAGCCGACCUCCCGCGGUCUGACAGGAGACACACACACAGUCCCACACACAGGUACCAUGUGGAUAUCAGAUGUGAGAAUCACGUAAAGACACACGGUGAAAGACAUUAAUAGAGGAUAGUAAGUUAUUUGUUUGUUUGGUGUUCGUCCGCAAGAAAGGACGAUGGAUCACAGCAUUUAUUUUGAGUGGCUGUUUAUUAUUUUUGGGGGGACUAUAGACGAAUGUAUUGUGAUGUAUCCACACACACAUAGAGCCACGCACACACACACACGCACACGCACACGUACACGCACAUGCACACGCACACCACACACUUACAAGCCUUGGCAGGGAACUCAGAACUAAAAAGUUUCUCUUCGGUAAUGUCAAGGGCUCUUUUUAGAGUAGGUCAUUUCAUAAGUACUAUAUUUGACAGUUGACAGGAAAUUAAAAUUAAAAUGCCAAUUAGUUGAAUUCAGGUCAAGACAAAAGUGCCAAAGAGUAUGUCUUAUUGACAUGUAUUAUAUUUAACACUGAUUUAUUGAUGAUUAAGUUUUGGAAAUAGAGCGUCAAUAAAUGUAUCAAUAGAACUUUCAAAUACAUUUAAUAUAUAAUCAAACACCCAACAGUUUAGCCAAAGAAAGCCAGAAAUAGAACCGACUUUUCUACCUCACAUUUGCAAUGGUGUUUGACUAAAGAUGAGCUGACGCAGAUUAUUGAUCCAAAUAACUUUCAAGGUAAAAUUCUAAUAGUUCAAACUUAUGUUUUUUAAUAUAAUGCUGCAGACAAAAUCUAUACACUGAUCUUUUCUUCUUCUUCUAUUUCUUCUUCUUCUUCUUCUAUUUCUUCUUCUUCUUCUUCUUCUUCUUCUUCUUCUUCUUCUUCUUCUUCUUCUUCUUCUUCUUCUUCUUCUUCUUCUUAUAAAAAUAUAUUAUAACAAAAUGUAAAUUAUUUAAUUAUUUUAAUUUCAUUAAAUCCAUGCUCUUACUAAAUCUUGUGUGUCUUGGAUAUGUAGAGGAAAAUAAUUUUGAAUUUUCUUUCUUUCAAGCAAGCAAGCAAGUAUUAGAGGGUUCACAUUUAGUAAGAAUGUCACAGACAAUAGAAGGUUAAAGUGGAACACAUGAGUGAUUUGUGUCACUCUGCUGUACCCCAGGCCCGUCAAGCCUCCAACAGCUGCAGUGUAUUCACGGGUGUUUGGCGAAACGCGUUUCACGGCAAAGAGAUAUGGCCAGGAAUGUCCAACACAUUGUGCACUGUAAAGUUCACGUGAAUAAAAUCGAAAAAAGCAUUGACUUACAAAGAAGCCACUUUUUUCCUGCCACCUUGUGUCACCUAUAUUAUUGUGCCCAUUAUGUGUGUAUAUAGAGUUGCAAAGUUUGGGGUCAUUAUCACAACUUUUUAUUUUUAUUUUAGUACAAAACAAGCCUGUCAAAAAAACGAUAGUUUUACUCCUGAUGUUUCAUUUGACAAAUCAACAGUGUUACCCCUUAUGUUUUUUUUCCUGACGACAGUGUUACCCCUUAUGUUUUUUAUCAUUUUCACAACUUUUUAUUUUUAUUUUAGUACAAAACAAGUCUAGCAAAGGGAAUUAAAAUGACAGUGGAAAAUAAACCAGAUGGGAUUCGAGAUCUGGAAGCGUACUUUGGCAAAAACAAUAAAUGUCCGCUUUUAUCACAUGUUUAGUGCAUUGUUUCAUUAUGUUCACAUAACUAUGACUUCUAAAAUGUUUUUUCUUUGUCUUAUUGCAAGUUCGGUUUUGACCAUAAAACAUAACUUACAACCAACAGUUUGCAAUAGUAUCCAGCUGCAGCCCCGGAGAACAACACCCUGGCGUGACAGAACAUCCAGGCGGGACGGAAGUACUGUGGCUGGACGGAAGUUACCUCCGAUUAUUUUAAAUCUGAUGAAUUUAACCGCGGGUCGAACCAAUGAUGAAAGUCUUCAACAGCGGAUGAAACAGGACAUGAAACAGUACAUUUGUUACGAAUGAGAUCAAUCUUAUUUUAGAUUUCUGUUGCCUACUGUAAAACAGAAGAGAUCAGUCGGAGUCAAUUGCGAAUCCGAUAAAGUUGGAUGGAAGCCAAUGAGUUGGAUGACACCUAGGAUAAUCCCUCAAACCACAAAUCUAUGAACAAGAUAUGCAUUGAAGUAGAAACAUUUAUUUAUUUUUAUUUGCUCGAAGGAACUUGAUCUGCUUGGGACGAGGAAACGCACUGCUGCCAGUUUCUAGAUUUCUUUCUACUAACCUACUAACUUUUUUCCCUGGCUGUCUCGCUUGGUAAAAAGACGAAAGAUCACACGUUGUUGGUUUGAAACUAUGUUUCUUCUGCGUUUGCCUACCCUCCACAGACACAAGACAACGACCUUUGAGCAGACCACUGUACAGAUGGCAACGACAAGUGAACCAUACGAAGAAUUAACAGAAGGGGCACAAGAUCUAAAGCGCACCUCGAUGUGAUACACGCAAAGUAAUCUUAUUUAAGAAAAUUGGAAAACUCAUGCUUGUAUAUAUUUAAAAAAAUACUAUUUUAGAUGUCAUUUUUCAAAACUUGAACAAGUACAUUUAAUCACACAAACCUUAUUCUAAUUUAAACUUUUACAAUGGAUGAUGUGAACGAUGUAUAUUUGAAUGUAGAAGUUGUUUCAAGUAAAGCAACCCUUAAAAAAAAACAUGGGUGUUGUGUGCCUGAGUUUCUCAAUCCGUCCCACCCAUUAACUGAACUAUAUCAACAGUUAAAAACUAGCCAUGAAACGUCCAUUCAUUCAGUUCAAUACUUCUAUAUUCCCCCUCCCUCUCCGAAUGGAGAAGGAAUUGAAGAGAUGAGAUGAGGAAUUCUUUUAGCGUUUGGUAAUAAAGUCAUUGUGUGAAUAUAUUCUCAAAUAUAAAAUCUGAGCAUGUACUGCUAGUGUCUUGGUGGUGAAGUGGUGAGACCUGAAGAUUCAAGAACAGGAGACAAGGGUUCAAGUCCUGCACAAGUCGGUUGUUUUUCCAAAAUUCAUUGUGGGAAUAUAAUCUCAAAUAAAAGGUUUAACCAUGUAUAGCUAGUGUCUUUGUGGUGCAGUGGUAAGAUAGGUUGAUUAAAGUGCUGGAACAGAAGAAAGCUUCAAGUCCUUAUGUUGGUGGCUUUUCAUAGCGUGAAUGUAAUGUCAAAUAUGACCUCCGGCCAUCAGAAAGCAUCGGAUCUGUGGUACAUUGAAUCGAGCUCUCUGUAAACGGUGCUGAGGUUGUGUGUUCAAUUCCUGCAAAGAUUGGUCACUAUAGAUCUGAAAGUUGUUUUUAAUCAUACGAGAUCUAGGAAUUCAAGUCAAAUCUAUCCUCCACUGCGGUCAUACACAAUGACUUGGUGGUGUAGUGGGGAGAGCAAGUGGUUAUGAUCAUCAGGGUUCCUGGUUCUAGUUCCCCUCAUGUCUAACUAUAUAUUCUUUAAAAAAAAAUAUAUAUAUAUAUUUGGGAGGGGGGAUGGUUAACUUCAUCACAAUACUUUCAAAACGUUAAUUGUGCAAAAAAGUUGCAAGACCCUCUUGGUUGUAACCUCCAAAUGUUAUGAUCUGUGUCUUGGUGGUGUGGCGG